This is a messenger RNA of Vollenhovia emeryi, 2443 nucleotides long. RefSeq lists its product as uncharacterized. The transcript is spliced from 4 exons. The record is from RefSeq and is a predicted model, not a curated record. Bases 251 to 784 code for a protein of 177 amino acids. Gene Ontology annotation, cellular component: membrane. Lineage: Eukaryota; Metazoa; Arthropoda; Insecta; Hymenoptera; Formicidae.
CCGUGGUGCGCGCGGGCCGUGGUGAACGCACACACAACAGGUGUCCCGGCGCGAUCGGCUCUCCCGCGGUACCGGUUCGGCUCGGUUCUCCAUUUUGCUUCCCCCUUGAGGUGUUGUUACUCCCCGCACUCGCCUUUCACUCCGGGACGGACGGAGAGCGAGCGGAGGCCCGCGCGAGAACCGAGAGCGUGAUACCCGCGUGAAGCGCGUGUGUGGUGAACCCGAGCGGCCAGGCGCGGAUCGGCGUAACAUGAUGUCGGAGACCGUGGUGACCAUGGACGGUUCCAGCAACAACGCCAGCAACAAUCCGCGGCAGGUGCCGACGGUGAAGACGGAGCCGGGCCAGCCGAAUCCGCUCGCCGGCAUCAGGCUCAACGUGUCUUACUUCAAGACCAUACCCGGUAUCCUCAAGCUGGUGCAGCUGGGUCUGGGCAUAAUAUGUAUGGCGUGCGCAUCUCCAGCGUACAUAGGUGCAACUCAUUGGUUUCUGUUCGUCGCGGUGGUGUCUUUCAUAUCCACACUUAUAUGGAGCGCCAUAUACUUCCUAUCCCUCCGGGAGGUACUUAAGGUGCCCAUCAACUGGAUCCUAACUGAACUUCUAAAUACGUCUAUAAAAACCGUGCUUUACAUGAUCGCAUUCAUCGUCCAGUUGUCGGCCUGGAGCGCAUACAGAGGUUCAUCAGCGAAUAUCGCUGCUGGGGUAUUUGGAAUCUUCAAUACCAUCGCAUACGCCGCCGGGGCUUAUUUCCUCUACGUCGAAUGGAAGAGCACUAACACGCAAUGAGCACUGUCGGCCUGCAGAGGACAAGCCAGGUACCUGAAGAGCAUGCAACAACAACAACAAUUGCCGCGACCAGACUCGCGACUUCUCAGCGUCCGUCCAAGAAAAUUUUGGCACGAUCCCAAGAUCGUGCUCGGUAGGAAAGUCAACGCUGGGAGGGACGGCUUGAAACUAGUCCGGCGUGAUCCUCCUCAGAUCGUGUGUAGCUUAAAAAAAGACUCUGUACCUACGUGCCUUAAGAUUAGUUACUUGUCGUGAUCGUCGUUAGAGCGAAGCUCGGUGCUACGUCAAGGAGAGUCGACGUAGAAGCGAACGGAGUGCUAUGUUCAAGAGAUCUGUCUGAAGACUACAAUGUUACAGUCACGAAGUCUACGCGAGAUCGUGUCAUUUUAUCGGAAAUUGUAACAUAGAAGUAAUCUAAGAAAUGAAAUUUACAUCGAAAUCUCUCUAAACGCGUAAGUUCCGGUAAUCUCGGUAUAGUUAUUUAAAUGUUAUAUAUCUAACCUGCUUUGGUUAAUAAAGAAAUACAUCUGUAUCUUUAGGUAAAGAUAAUAUAAGCAUAAAUUCUACUUUGUGGCCGAAAAGAUGUACUGUAUAAUUCAAUUUUUCACAAAUGUCAUCUGUUCUUUUUAUUAGUUUAUCUCAAUUUUGAAACUUUAUCAUUUUACAUAAAUUGCGUGUCUUUUAUAUUAAAUAUCACACAAAUGCUAGGACAAUCCCUGUAAAAUUACAUAUGAGACUGGUGUGUCGUUUCGUUUGUAUUGCCACUUCGACCCUUCGGCAGACGACAAGAUAAAUAGUUUUAAGAGACCUUGAUAUAUCAGUGUGCGGUAAGUUUCCGGAGGGCUAUCAUUGGCUUUCGUACAAUUCAGAGACGUGGUGCUUACGGUUUUAUAGUCUACAGCUACUUCAGCGGAGUCUAGAUGAUUUUCGCAUUGUAAUUACGAGAAACGUUCAAUUCGCUUCUGAUUAUCCCAACGGAUUAACUUCUUGUGCAACGGAUAUAAGUGCGUGAAACGUUAUUUUCUAACCGUACCCUUGCGCACUCUCGCGAGAUCUUAUUUAUAUACACAAACAUAUAUAUAUAUUUCUUUAUACAUAAUAUAAUAUAUGGCAUAAGUAUAUAUAUAUAUAUACACAUAUCCUCUCUAGAUCGGAUACAGUGUAAUUUCUUUUUACAUUCUCCCCCAUUCUCAUGUAAAUUGUGUACUUGAUAUGGAUUAAGGGAGGCUCUUGUCUCAACGGAAUCGGUUAUGGAUACAGCUUAUAUCGAUCGUUUUUUCGUUAUGUUUCUAUGACUAUGCAGAAGUUUAUGUUUAAAAAGUGCUUUUGCGCAUUUCUCAACAGCUAUUGCCGCGUGAUAACACCGACGCGCGACGUGAUUAGCUGGAACUACAAGUGGACAUUACGUUGGCAAUUAAGAUUAUGCCCACUCUUCUUAUUACCACAUUCAGCGUUGAGAGGACGCACUCGCUUACUUAUCUCUCCCGCUCAUUCGUUAUUUUCCGCAGUUCAGGUAGCAUCGACACUUACGCAUUUACCCUCGAAAAAUUGUUUAUCACAAUAUUGUUAUGUAUUCGUUUAUAUGUAGCACUUGACCCACAUCGUAAUUGACUUAUGUGCGCGCGGUGACAUAUACAAUACAUAAUAUAUAUAUACAUA